AUGCGCACAGCUGUGCGUGAUACUGUCCUCCCCCGAGGUGGCGGCCCAGAUGGACUGGCGCCAUUGUUCGUUCCGAAGGACACUCCCGUCCGUUGGUCGUCGCAUAGCCUUCACAGGAGAAAGGACGUCUAUGGCGAAGAUGCCGACGAGUUUCGACCCGAGAGAUGGGAAGGGUCUUUGAGACCAUUGUGGAGCUAUGUCCCUUUCAGUGGUGGUCCAAGAUUCUGUCCUGGCCAGCAACUCGCCCUGACGCAGCUGUCAUACCUCCUCGUCCGGCUUUUCCAGGCAUUUGAGAGCAUCGAGGCGUGCGAUGCCCUGCCAAUGAGGCUGAAGAUAGGCACUGGAUCGAGCCUGGUAGAUGGAUGCUGGCGCCUCCACGCGACCGUUUCAAGGGCGAAGUAUGCGUUCCCGUUCACCUUCGCGCGGCCGAGAUCGCUCACGCACGCGAUCUCCCGCGCCGCGCUCUGCCUAUUCGCGUUCUCCAUCCCUCUCACGCUCACGAUCAAGAACCCGCUCGCCUCCUCGGAGACGGCGCAAUCCGACAGCCGCAGCUUGAGUCGAGGGCGCAAUGGCAGGGCGGGCAGCGAAGAUCCGUUGGCUGGCAAUACCAAGAUUGUCGUAGAACGUCUGUCGAAGACUAUCAACGAGGACCAUCUGUACGAGAUCUUUGGAAUCUAUGGUCGCAUCACUGACCUGGAUCUCCCGAUUAACCGUUCUUCAAAUACCAACCGCGGCACGGCCUAUAUCCUCUUCGAGCGUGUGGAAGACGCUGAAUCUGCUGUUGCCCAUCUGCACGAAGCCCAGCUCGUCGCGGAGCGAACAUCGACCCUCGAGUACCUUUUGGAGGUGGCCGUGGCGGUGGCCCUGCAGGACGUGGCGGAGCUGCUCGUCGGCGCCCUUCACCUGGUGGUGGUCGUUUCGGCGGUCGUGGAGACGCUUAUCGACCAGGCACACAUUCGCCUUCAAGGUCAAGCAUUGUCGGUGGAGGACAUCGGUACCGAAGUCACUCCCGUGGGUCUGCAGACUCCCGCUCCCGGUCACGUUCUCCCCGCAGGCGUGGCGGCGGCUGCGGUGGUGAUCGCUAUGACGAGCGCGACAGAAUGCGCCGGACUCGCAGUCGAAGCUACAGUAUGGACAGCCGCGAACGAUCAAUGA
This is a messenger RNA of Emericellopsis cladophorae, 1155 nucleotides long. RefSeq lists its product as uncharacterized. Gene Ontology annotation, molecular function: RNA binding; monooxygenase activity; oxidoreductase activity, acting on paired donors, with incorporation or reduction of molecular oxygen. The transcript has 7 exons. The record is from RefSeq and is a predicted model, not a curated record. Bases 1 to 1155 code for a protein of 384 amino acids. Lineage: Eukaryota; Fungi; Ascomycota; Sordariomycetes; Hypocreales; Bionectriaceae.